GAGGGAUAUACGUGAACACGCAGAAGAAUGUCUUGUUUGAGGUGUCGCCGAAGACGCGGUUGCCGAGGACGUUUAAGCGGUUUUGCGGACUCGUGGCGCAGUUGUUGCAAAAAUUGAGCGUGCGCUCGAGCAACGGACCGGAGAAGUUGAUGCGGGUGGUGAAGCAGCCGGUGACGCGAUACUUUCCGGCGGGAGCGAGGCGGGUUGGGUUCUCGUUCAGCGCGCCCGAGGUGAAGCGGUUGCCGGAGUACGUGCGGGCGCUGCCGGAGGACGCGACGGUGGUGUUCACCGUGGGCGCGAUGGCGCACGGAAAGGUGGACGUGGCGUACACGGAUGAUUUUAUCUCCGUGUCAAAGUAUCCACUGAGCGCGGCGUGUUGUUUGGGGAGAAUAUGUAACGCGUUGGAGCUCAAGCACGACAUCGUGUGA
Molecule: messenger RNA, 428 nt
Organism: Ostreococcus tauri
Lineage: Eukaryota; Viridiplantae; Chlorophyta; Mamiellophyceae; Mamiellales; Bathycoccaceae
Product: Ribosomal biogenesis,methyltransferase,EMG1/NEP1
Exons: 1
Biological process (GO): rRNA base methylation
Cellular component (GO): nucleolus; small-subunit processome
Molecular function (GO): rRNA binding; rRNA (pseudouridine) methyltransferase activity
Source: RefSeq, a predicted model, not a curated record